AUGCGAGUUAUACAUGCAAUAAAGGGUAUACACUUAUUGGAGAUAAAGUUCGACAGUGUCAAGCCUCCGGGUCGUGGGAAGGAGCUGAACCGUCCUGCCUUGCCGAAGCUCAAUGAUCUUACGACGAAUGAUGAUAUUACAACAGAAGCAAUCACAGUCGCACUAGAAGCCCUGACAAAUGUAACCACUACACAGAGGGCAAAUACUACACCACCUCUCACGGAUGGGGAAAUAAAAGCGCUAACUAGUUCACUGGAGAAUGUUGCGACUCUUCUAAACUCCAACUCCACUAAGUUUGAUUCUGUGAAUAUCUCCGAGCACUUUAUGGAGUCAGCCAGUAAUUUGCUUGAUUCGUCCAACCAAGAAAGCUGGAAGGCAAUGAAGGAAUCAAACAACAAUGGGGCAGAAACGAUGCUGAAAGCUAUUGAUUCCGUUGGAUCUGCUAUAAGAAAAAGUAUUCAAAUCGGUAUUGAAGAUGGUACUGGUGUAACAUCUGCAACCGUUAUCAAGACAAAUGUUGCCUUAGAAGUGAAACAGACUGACGAAGAAAAUAUUGAGUUUCCUGCAAAAUCUCCCACUGAUAGUGCGGCCGAUGCAGACAAAGAUUGGAUUUAUAAGUCCCACAGUAAAUUGACAUUGGACAAACGUGCAUUUGAAGGAAACAAAACCUACAUCACCACAGCUAUAAUGUAUCGGGACAUGUCAAAUAUUCUGCCAACACAAUCAAAUGAAAAUGCAACAGGAAACGGGAGCCAAAAAGCAAUAAAUGGUCCUGUGUUGUCAUUGUCGCUUGACCAACCUUUAGAAAACCUAACUCCUCCAAUCAGAAUAACAUUCGGUCACUUCUUGACUAAUUUGUCAGAGCCAUCAUGUAACUACUGGGAAUUUGGCAAUGACGGGCAAGCUGGAAGAUGGUCAACUUUCGGCUGUUCUGUGAAUUAUUCCUCAGCAAGCCAGACUGUCUGUGAAUGCACACAUCUUACUAACUUUGCUGUGCUGAUGAGCCCGUUUGUGCAGGCUGAUGCGGUUUCAGUUCCUUUGCGCAUAGUUUCCAUCGUUGGAAUUGCUGUAUCCAUGUUUUGUCUUCUGUUAACAUCGUUUUUGUACAUCUGCUUAUGGAGGUACCUGAGAAACGACCGUGCUGUUAUUCUCCUGAACCUCUGUAUUGCACUGUUCUUCUCCUACAUCGUGUUCCUGGCCGGAGUCGAUAGAACAGAAAGCAAGGAGUUUUGCGCAGUUGUGGCAGCCUUAUUGCAUUAUAUCUACUUGGUCGUUUUUUUUAUGCUUGCGGAGGGUAUAGACAUUGCAUACACAGUUCUUUAUGUAUUUGCUACCAGAUCACGGGCGAGAUCAUUAGUUAUUGCAUCAUGGGUUAUACCAGCUGUCAUUGUCGGAAUAUCACUCGGAGCAACUCAGACACAAGGAUAUGGAAAUACUUACUUCUGCUGGUUGUCUCUAUCACGUGGUGUAAUAUGGGCGUUCGUGGCGCCUGCCUUGCUCAUUAUAUCGUUAAACAUUAUAUGUUUGGUCCUUGUUUUCCGCAAAAUGCUGAGAAUGAAAGCAAUGGAAUCUAAGAAAACGACAGAAAAGAUUCAAACCAGCCUUCGAUCGCUCUGUGUACUAGUCCCUCUGAUGGGUGUGUCGUGGAUUCUGGGCAUAUUCUAUAUCAACGAGGAUCUUUACUUCAUGCAAUACCUUUUUGCCAUUUGUAAUGGUCUUCAGGGAUUCUUUAUUUUCCUAUUCCACUGUGCUCUGAAUAAAAAGGGAUUCUUUAUUUUCCUAUUCCACUGUGCUCUGAAUAAAAAGAGAAGUUCGAGUAAGGAGCGGUCUAAAUCAAAAGAUCUUAAAUCAUUUAGUUCAGAGUCUCGAGACAUUGAUGCAUCAAUCGACUGGAGAAACCUGGUUCUCAAUGGAACAUCUGAGACUGACGAAGGUCGAACAUUUUGCUCGUCAGUUGGGGGUGGAGGUUUCGGUCAUAUUCAGCGCCCGACUGUUGCGUUCAACCCUCCUGCUGAAUACCCUCCACACACUCAUGACAGUCGUCAAAGUAUCAAACACAGAGAUUCUGGCAAAAUUGAAAUCGUCAGCGGCGAGGACAAUAAUUAUGACUACAGAAGAUGA
Molecule: messenger RNA, 2121 nt
Organism: Mya arenaria
Lineage: Eukaryota; Metazoa; Mollusca; Bivalvia; Myida; Myidae
Product: adhesion G protein-coupled receptor L3-like
Exons: 20
Coding region: 1-2121 (706 amino acids)
Biological process (GO): cell surface receptor signaling pathway; adenylate cyclase-activating G protein-coupled receptor signaling pathway
Cellular component (GO): membrane
Molecular function (GO): G protein-coupled receptor activity
Source: RefSeq, a predicted model, not a curated record